CAUCUAUUCAAGAGUAAUUCAAAUGCCCCUUCAAAUUAUAGUUACCACUUUGCGUUCAUCUGUUACCAAAUUUGCAACCCACUCUCUUGGAAAGGUAAUACGUACACAAAAAAAUACUUUUUGUUCAGUUACAUUACAAUCUAAAAUGACAUCAAGUUUAACUGCAGUGAAAACCUAUGAGCGUUUACCAAAAAAUGUGAUCCCUCAACUGUACAAGUUGGAACUUACCCCCAACCUGGAGAAUUUUACUUUCACUGGAAAAGAGGAUGUCGAGGUUUCAAUUAAAGAGAGUACAAAUCAAGUUAUCCUCAAUGCAAGUCAGCUUGAGGUUCAAGAGGCGUUAUUCAAAGACCCAUCUGGCAGUACUUUAAAAGGAAACGUCACGCUUGAUACAAAGGAUGAAAAAGUAUUGAUCAAAUUCGAUGAAAGCUUGAAGAUUGGCUCUGGUACCCUUUCAAUAGCCUUUUCGGGUAUUCUUAACGAUCAAAUGAAAGGUUUUUACCGUAGUAAAUAUACAACCCCUUCUGGAGAAGAGCGAUAUGCAGCAACAACUCAAUUUGAAGCUCCUGAUGCUCGUAGAGCAUUCCCUUGUUGGGACGAACCUGCAUUCAAAGCGCAAUUUGAAGUUACACUUAUCGCUCCUAAAGAUCGAACAGUGCUAUCUAAUACCGAACCAGUUCAGCAAGUCCAACACCCUGACAACGCUAAUUUGCAAAUUGUUAAAUUUGCUCCAACGCCCAUCAUGUCAAGUUAUCUACUUGCUUUCAUUGUCGGGGAAUACGAUUUCUUGGAAACAAUCACUAAGAAUAAAACUCGAGUUCGUAUUUACACACCAGUUGGAAAAAAAGAACAAGGUCAAUAUGCAUUGGAAAUUGCCUCAAAAUCUUUAACUUUCUUUGAGGAUUAUUUCAACAUUCCUUUUCCUUUAAGCAAAUUGGACCAUAUCGCUAUUCCUGAUUUUGCAUCUGGCGCAAUGGAGAACUGGGGUUUGGUAACUUAUAGAGAGGUUCGGAUUUUGACUGAUCCAAAGAAUACCUCAGCAAUAAACCGUGAGCAAACGGCAAUUACUAUUGCCCAUGAAACUGCUCAUCAGUGGUUUGGUAAUUUAGUUACAAUGGAUUGGUGGACUGAUCUUUGGCUCAAUGAGGGUUUCGCUUCUUUCAUGGAAUACCUAGCAGUAGAUAGUAUACAUCCUGAAUUUGAUAUUUGGUCACAAUUCGCUUCAUAUGCAGCUCUCCCAGCACUUAAACUUGAUUCACUUCGUGAUAGUCAUCCAAUUGAAGUUCCCGUUGCUCAUCCUGAUGAUAUUGAUUCGAUUUUUGACUUGAUAUCUUAUGAAAAAGGAGCUUCCAUUAUCAGAAUGUGUCAUGACUGGAUCGGUGAUGAGGCAUUCCGUAAAGGAUUACACAAUUAUCUAACUAAACAUGCUUACAAAAACGCAGUUACUCAGGACCUUUGGGAUGCUCUUGAAGAAGUUAGUGGUAAACCCGUCGGUAAAGUCAUGGGGUAUUGGACCAAACAAAAAGGUUAUCCAGUUAUAAAAGUUGAAUCUAAACAAGAUGGCAAUAAUAGAAUUAUCAAACUAACGCAAAGAAAGUUCACAGUGGACGGAACGCUAAAUGACGAAGAAAGCAAGGCUCAAUGGAUGGUACCAAUCACUAUCAUCACUUCUCAGGACCUUAAUAAAGUUGCUUUAUCAGCUCUUAUGACAGAAAAAUCGACUGAAAUAACCUUACCUAAUGUUACUGCUGACACUUGGGUUAAGCUCAAUCUUAGAUUAAAUGGAUUCUAUCGUGUACAAUAUUCAGCUGAAAUGUUGAAAGCUUUAGCACCAGCAAUUUCAACUAAGCAGUUAGCGCCAAUCGACCGUUUACAAAUCCUUGAUGAUCAAUUUGCCUUACUUAUGGCUGGCCAAGUCUCGAGUGCACAAUUUCUUGAAUUGCUUAGCUCAUAUGCUAAUGAAGAUAACUACGUAACCUGGGUUGCUAUUGAUAAUUGUAUCAGUAAAUUAGAUUUACUAUUAUCUUACACUGACCUGUCUGAGAAAUUCGCAAAGUUUGGUAUUAAUUUCUAUUCUAAAAUUUACAAUGAGCUUGGUUUUGAUAUUAAAGACGAAAAAUCUCAUACCGAGAACCUUCUCCGAUCAUUGGUUUUGCUCCGUUUGGCUAAAUUUAAGUAUGCUCCAGUUAUCGAGGAGUCAAUCAAAAGAUUUAAAGCUCAUGUUGCUGGUACACCAAUUCACCCUGAUAUAAGAAGCUCUGUUUAUAGAGCCGUUGCAUCUUCUUGUGAUGAUGAAACUUUCAAUACCUUUUUCAAAUUGUAUCGUGAUACUGAUUUACAUGAAGAAAAAGUUCGAUUAAUUCAAUCAACUGGAAGUUCUGGUGACCUUGCUAGGAUUCGGCAACUUCUUAAUUUCACUUUUUCACCUGAAGUAAGAAGCCAAGACGCUUGGAGAGUAUUUAUUUGUACUGUUGGAACUAAAUUAGGUCGUGAAGAAGCCUGGAAGUUUUUCAAAGAUAACGCAGACGAGUUUAAAAGAAGAUAUGGUUCUCAUAUGGCUAAUGCAUUCGUGAUUGAACAUCUUACUAAUGGUUUUGCUUCUGAAGAAAAAUAUAAAGAAGUUGAAUCAUUUUUCUUACAAAAUUCUUUCUCUGGCCAUGAAAAAGUGGUUCUUCGAAGUUUGGAAACGAUAAAAACACACGCUGAUUGGUUAAAGCGGGAAACUGAUAGUGUCAGAAACUUUUUGGAAUCGAUUAUAGUUACACUUUACACUGUCCCACUUUGUGUUCAAAUGACCACGAGUUUAACUGCAGUGAAAACCUACGAGCGUUUACCUAAAAAUGUGAUCCCUCAACUGUACAAGUUGGAACUUAACCCUAACCUGGAAAAUUUUACUUUCACUGGAAAAGAGGAUGUCGAGGUUUCAAUUAAAGAGAGUACAAAUCAAGUUAUCCUCAAUGCAAGUCAGCUUGAGAUUCAAGAGGCGUUAUUCAAAGAUCCAUCUGGCAGUACUUUAAAAGGAAACGUCACGCUUGAUACAAAGGAUGAAAAAGUAUUCAUCAAAUUCGAUGAAAGCUUGAAGAUUGGCUCUGGUACCCUUUCAAUAGCCUUUUCGGGUAUUCUUAACGAUCAAAUGAAAGGUUUUUAUCGUAGUAAAUAUACAACCCCUUCUGGAGAAGAGCGAUAUGCAGCAACAACUCAAUUUGAAGCUCCUGAUGCUCGUAGAGCAUUCCCUUGUUGGGACGAACCUGCAUUCAAAGCGCAAUUUGAAGUUACACUUAUCGCUCCUAAAGAUCGAACAGUGCUAUCUAAUACCGAGCCAGUUCAGCAUGUCCAACACCCUGACAAAGCUCAUUUGCAAAUUGUUAAAUUUGCUCCAACGCCCAUCAUGUCAAGUUAUCUACUUGCUUUCAUUGUCGGGGAAUACGAUUUCUUGGAAACAAUCACUAAGAAUAAAACUCGAGUUCGUAUUUACACACCAGUUGGAAAAAAAGAACAAGGUCAAUAUGCAUUGGAAAUUGCCUCAAAAUCUUUAACUUUCUUUGAGGAUUAUUUCAACAUUCCUUUCCCUUUAAGCAAAUUGGACCAUAUCGCUAUUCCUGAUUUUGCAUCUGGCGCAAUGGAGAACUGGGGUUUGGUAACUUAUCGAGAGGCUCGGGUUUUGGCUGAUCCAAAGAAUACCUCAGCAAUAAACCGUGAGCAAACGGCAAUUACUAUUGCCCAUGAAACUGCUCAUCAGUGGUUUGGUAAUUUAGUUACAAUGGAUUGGUGGACUGAUCUUUGGCUCAAUGAGGGUUUCGCUUCUUUCAUGGAAUACCUAGCAGUAGAUAGUAUACAUCCUGAAUUUGAUAUUUGGUCACAAUUCGCUUCAUAUGCAGCUCUCCCAGCACUUAAACUUGAUUCACUUCGUGAUAGUCAUCCAAUUGAAGUUCCCGUUGCUCAUCCUGAUGAUAUUGAUUCGAUUUUUGACUUGAUAUCUUAUGAAAAAGGAGCUUCCAUUAUCAGAAUGUGUCAUGACUGGAUCGGUGAUGAGGCAUUCCGUAAAGGAUUACACAAUUAUCUAACUAAACAUGCUUACAAAAACGCAGUUACUCAGGACCUUUGGGAUGCUCUUGAAGCAGUUAGUGGUAAACCCGUCGGUAAAGUCAUGGGGUAUUGGACCAAACAAAAAGGUUAUCCAGUUAUAAAAGUUGAAUCUAAACAAGAUGGCAAUAAUAGAAUUAUUAAACUAACGCAAAGAAAGUUCACAGUGGACGGAACGCUAAAUGACGAAGAAAGCAAGGUUCAAUGGAUGGUACCAAUCACUAUCAUCACUUCUCAGGACCUUAAUAAAGUUGCUUUAUCAGCUCUUAUGACCGAGAAAUCGACUGAAAUAACCUUACCUAAUGUUACUUCUGACACUUGGGUUAAGCUCAACCUUAGAUUAAAUGGAUUUUAUCGUGUACAAUAUUCAGCUGAAAUGUUGAAAGCUUUAGCACCGGCAAUUUCAACUAAGCAGUUAGCGCCAAUCGACCGUUUACAAAUCCUUGAUGAUCAAUUUGCCUUACUUAUGGCUGGCCAAGUCUCGAGUGCACAAUUUCUUGAAAUGCUUAGCUCAUAUGCUAAUGAAGAUAACUACGUAACCUGGGUUGCUAUUGAUAAUUGUAUCAGUAAAUUAGAUUUGCUAUUAUCUUACACUGACCUGUCUGAGAAAUUCGCAAAGUUUGGUAUUAAUUUCUAUUCUAAAAUUUACAAUGAGCUUGGUUUUGAUAUUAAAGACGAAAAAUCUCAUACCGAGAACCUUCUCCGAUCAUUGGUUUUGCUCCGUUUGGCUAAAUUUAAGUAUGCUCCAGUUAUCGAGGAGUCAAUCAAAAGAUUUAAAGCUCAUGUUGCUGGUACACCAAUUCACCCUGAUAUAAGAAGCGCUGUUUAUAGAGCCGUUGCAUCUUCUUGUGAUGAUGAAACUUUCAAUACCUUUUUCAAAUUGUAUCGUGAUACUGAUUUACAAGAAGAAAAAGUUCGAUUGAUUCAAUCAACUGGAAGUACUGGUGACCUUGCUAGGAUUCUUCAACUUCUUAAUUUCACUUUUUCACCUGAAGUAAGAAGCCAAGAUGCUUGGAAAUUUAUUAUUGGUACCGUCGGAACUAAAUUAGGUCGUGAAGAAGCCUGGAAGUUUUUCAAAGAUAACGCAGACGAGUUUAAAAGAAGAUAUGGUUCUCAUAUGGCUAAUGCAUCCUUGAUUGAACAUCUUACUAAUGGUUUUGCUUCUGAAGAAAAAUACAAAGAAGUUGAAUCAUUUUUCACACAAAAUUCUUUCUCUGGCCAUGAAAAAGUGGUUCUUCGAAGUUUGGAAAUGAUAAAAACACAAGAUGAUUGGUUAAAACGUGAAACUGAUAGUGUCAGAAACUUUUUGGAAUCGAUUUAAAAGUCAUUGAAAGACGUGUCCAAAGGAUUACAUUGGUGUUGAUCAAAUUUGUUUGAAGUGCUGUUAUAAAAUAAAACAAAAUGAUUGUCAGUCAAUUAUUUUCGUGGUUAAUACAAUUGAACUUACCUGGGAAUUUUGAAACUCAUAAUAGAGAUUGAAAAGUAGAUGCAGUGAAGCAAUUUUUGACUGAUGGAUAGGGAUGUCCAGAAGAG
Messenger RNA from Tetranychus urticae (two-spotted spider mite), 5616 nucleotides. The record is from RefSeq and is a predicted model, not a curated record. Lineage: Eukaryota; Metazoa; Arthropoda; Arachnida; Trombidiformes; Tetranychidae.